AUGUCGCAAAAGAUCCAUACUGUGGCCAUCAUCGGCUGUGGUGUAAUUGGAAUGAGCUGGGCGUGUCUUUUUCUUGCCAAAGGGCUAAAAGUUAUCAUCACAGAUCCAGUAGAAGGCACUGAACAAAGAUUUAAAGAAUAUCUAGACGACGCAUGGCCCACUCUCGAGCUACAACUUGGUUCCAUUGACCAGCAGCAAGCCAAGAACUAUGAAUUUGUGGACGACAUUGCUCCAAGACUAGGCAGCGUUGACUUUAUACAGGAGAACGGACCCGAGAACGUGGAAUUCAAGCAAAACCUUUUCAAAAUACUUGACCAACAUGCUAGGUCGGAUAUCGUGAUCGCCUCUUCAUCCUCGGGCCUCCCGUCAUCCGUUUUUAUUGGAAAAUGCGAACAUCAACCUGACCGGAUCCUGAUCGGGCACCCUUUUAAUCCACCACAUUUGAUUCCUUUAGUCGAAGUCGUACCCCAUGUAGGCACGAGCUCUGUGGCUGUGUCGACGGCGCUGGCAUUCUAUCGGUCUCUUGGCAAAAUUCCAGUUCUGGUUCGCAAGGAAGUUCCUGGUUUCGUCGCGAACCGUCUCCAGGCUGCUAUAAAUGCAGAAGCUUACAGUCUGAUCAGCCGCGGUGUCAUCUCAGCCGAAGACCUGGAUAAAGCCGUGACAUCAGGUCCGGGCCUGAGAUGGGCAGUUACUGGACCGAUAGUCACGAAUGCACUUGGAGGCGGAGGAGGGGCUGAUGGCUUUUCCACAAGACUUGAACGUCUAGGUCCCGCGAUCCGCGGGUGGGAAGACGAUAUGCACAAGCAUCGCUUUGACUGGAGCGAGGAAAUGUUGUCGGUGCUGAAGGCCGAUGUCGCGGAGUACCUAGCAACAGUCGAGUGGACGCAAUUAACAAGACAACGAGAUUCUGUCCUGUUGCAAGUAUUACGGUCAAAGUCUCAAACUCGAGAAGAUUAA
Molecule: messenger RNA, 957 nt
Organism: Exophiala bonariae
Lineage: Eukaryota; Fungi; Ascomycota; Eurotiomycetes; Chaetothyriales; Herpotrichiellaceae
Exons: 2
Coding region: 1-957 (318 amino acids)
Biological process (GO): fatty acid metabolic process
Molecular function (GO): L-gulonate 3-dehydrogenase activity; NAD+ binding
Source: RefSeq, a predicted model, not a curated record